Molecule: messenger RNA, 625 nt
Organism: Juglans microcarpa x Juglans regia
Lineage: Eukaryota; Viridiplantae; Streptophyta; Magnoliopsida; Fagales; Juglandaceae
Product: LYR motif-containing protein At3g19508
Exons: 2
Coding region: 118-366 (82 amino acids)
Source: RefSeq, a predicted model, not a curated record
UUGUCCAAGGAUCCAACUUUCAAACCCUUUCUUUCCCAAAUUUCAAGCACUCCCGAAAGAAAAGCGAAGCCCAUUCUAUCUGAGGAGGUUCUGGUUGGGUGUUGAACAGAAAUUGAUAUGGAGAAAGCGCUGAGAGUCUAUGGCGGGGUCCUGAGGCUAGUGAGGCUGUUACCAAAGGACACAAGGCCUUACUACGCCAAGUAUGCGCGCGAAAACUUCGUUAACUACAGAGAUGUCGAUGCCAACGAUCCCAAAGCCCUCGAAGAACUCUUCCACCGCGCUUACAAUCACUCUGUCUGGGUCCUCAACAAGUAUUCGGUGGAUCAAUCGGCCGCUGAUAAGCUGAAGGAUAUCUGUCACGCAUAGUGGAUACGAAUAUGUCUGCCAAAUGCUUGCUUCUAUUUCUCAAAGAGCAGCUGCCCAGUACUAUUUUUGAAUUUUCAAACUGAUGUUCUCCUGUUUUCUGACAAAGGGUACCAUUUCUAUUGCAUAAUGUUUUUUUGAACUUGGGUUAGAAAUACUUGUGAUCACUUAACAAUGGUGUUGGAGUGCUGUAUCCGCUAUUGAACUGUUAUAGCUCUGGUUGAUAUGUCUACUAAUCUAAUGCUACAAUAUGGGCUUUGAA